GAAGUUCUUGAGAUUCCACCGGUCAUUACUAAGUUGUUGUGUUUAUUGGCCAAGUAAGGGCGCCUGGGAGGAAGAGGCAAGAUGAGAAGAUCUACCAGCACUAGAAAAGACUCAUCUAGAGCUACUCUAUCUGCUCCUAAUGAUGUUAGUAACGGUGUACAGAAGUCUGAAAAGGGGGCGUUGACCCUAUUCUACAAGCUGCUCAAAAAACAAUGUGUUACAGUUGAUCUGCUUCCCAAGCAGUACAAGGAAAGAUAUCUUUCAAGAGGCUACAGACAACCAUACUCAUCCUUCCUAGACUGUCUAGUCAGUUUAUUCCGACUCAAUAACGAGACACUGAAUGUGUGGACACACCUCAUUCCACUCAUCCUACUCCUGAUAUACUUCUAUCAAACCUUCCCCUGUGAGCUAUGGCCUCUCACUAAAAUCAAUCCGUGGUACUACCCCCUACUAUCAGAGGAGAUCUCGAUACUUGCCUAUCAUCUAGGCUCUGUAAUCGCACAUUUAUUCAACUGUAUGACACCUCGAAUUCGGCAUAUUUGCUUUUUUAUUGACUAUGCAGCUAUUUCUAUGUUUGGCAUGGGUGGCGCUUGUGCUACCUACUACUACCUCCGACCAUUGAACACAAACAUCCUCUUCUUCAAUAUGCCCAACGUCUAUAUCGGUAUGGCCUCAAUAGCUAAUGUAAUGGCCGUGUACCUCUGCUGUGCUUCGCGUCACAAGUGGGAGAAAUCAAAGUACCUCAUUAGAACGCUGGCAUUUGCUCUACCCUAUUUUGCAGGGAACUUACCAUCCUACUAUCGGGUGCUUAAUUGCGUGUUUACUGGAGAAGAAUGUACCAUAUCUCUAGUCAUUCUGGUGGUCGGAUCGCUUGGAUAUCUAGCAGCAGCCAUAUUGAAUUCCACCAGGUUCCCGGAAAAACAUUAUCGAAACAUUUUUGACAUUUGUGGUCACAGUCACCAGUGGGUACACAUUAUUACCUCAUUUGGUACGUUGGCACAUAUUUUGUCUGUCCAGACUGAGCUACAAGAGCGAGCAGACAAAAUGGAGACACUCUUAGAAGGAAUUACUUUCUACUCUUCCUUGGGCUGGGUUCUGGGGGCACUCUUUGUCGGUGUGUGUGUGGCUCUCUGGUUCGGCUCUCAACUGUCAGUAGAAGGACACUUGAAAAACGAGCAUCUACACCCAGAUAAGAAUAGAUCACAGUAUAUUAAAUAAAAUUGCUAUUUUUAUCAUUAUUUAUAUGCAUUAUUUAUAAUUUUGUGAUAAUUAUUGGUGGACUAUAAUGCUUUGCUAUCUUG
Molecule: messenger RNA, 1301 nt
Organism: Halichondria panicea
Lineage: Eukaryota; Metazoa; Porifera; Demospongiae; Suberitida; Halichondriidae
Product: membrane progestin receptor gamma-A-like
Exons: 1
Coding region: 82-1218 (378 amino acids)
Cellular component (GO): membrane
Molecular function (GO): signaling receptor activity
Source: RefSeq, a predicted model, not a curated record